AUGAGCCCUGUGAAAACAUGCGUCGUAUUGACAUCGUCAAUGGUCUCCAUCACGGAGCAAAAGUACGAAAUUGGUCAUCUUAAGCAGCUAUUGGAUGGCAAUAAGAUUAUCUAUACGGAGGUGGACUGUAGCCUUGAGGAAAACCGUGACACGCGCAACCGCUACUUCCAGGCCAGCGGUAUCCGUGCCAACUACCCACAAGUCUUUUUGCAGGACGCGGAAGGCAAGAAUAUUCAGUACAUUGGCUCGUUCAAAGAGAUUCAGGAACUGAAUGAGCUGAAUGACGUUUCGCCUGAAAUUUUAAAGGCCAACAAUCUUGCGACGCUCGACAGCGUCUUUGCAGACGUGUUGAGACGAACUUGA
This is a messenger RNA of Peronospora belbahrii, 363 nucleotides long. The record is from the annotation of a GenBank genome assembly. NCBI's taxonomy places the organism in Eukaryota, Oomycota, Peronosporomycetes, Peronosporales, Peronosporaceae.